ACAAGUCAAAGUGAGACAGAGGGAGGGUAGGCCUUGUCUUGAGAGAUUUUUGCUCCUCUAGCACAGGGAGCGUGAUGUCAGCGGUGGCAGUACUGUUGUAAUUGACUUGGUGGGGGUGAUGGCGUCAUUUUAUGCCCUGGUGUAGCCUCCUGCUCCAAUAGCGAAAGGGAGACGGAUCUUUAGCCGACGCGACCGUGGCUCCCUUGGCCGGGAUCGAGCACCGCCGAGCCGGACACUUCACGCCGGGAAACAUGGAGGCUGUGGCCGAGGAGCUGCGGGCCGGCUCUCGGGUACCUGUCACUAUCGAUCAAAUAGUUAACGAUACACUGGUGGUGACGCUGACCUACCGAGAAAGGAGUUACACGGGGAUAUUACUUGAUUGCAACAAAAAGACUGGGCUAUUCUGUCUACCAGAAUUCACAGCAAAACCCGGGGACUGCCCAAUACCUACACCGGCUUGUGAAAUCCCAGAAGUUCUAAGUGAGGAGCCGGUUUCCAAAUCUCCCAGCCAGGCUUCACACAGACCAAAGGAUGAAAACACCCUCCCAGAAAGCAGCAUACCUACUGCACCUCUCCCCUGCCCUGUACCCACACCAGUGCCAGCUGGACAGACUCCUUACCCUCCUUAUUUUGAAGGAGCCCCCUUCCCUCAGCCCUUAUGGGUGCGCCACAGCUACAGCCAAUGGGUACCUCAGCCCCCUCCGCGACCAAUCAAGAGAAAGAAGAGGCGGACGCGAGAGCCUGGCCGCAUGACCAUGAGCACUAUCCGUCUUCGGCCACGGCAGGUACUGUGUGAAAAGUGCAAGAACACACUGAAUAGUGACGAGGACAGCAAAGAUGGCAUGAGCAACACUAAGACUUCUAGAAAAGAGAAUGCACUACACAGCGAUGAUGAUGGUGAUGACAAGGAUAUCCCCUCUAAGCUGUCGAGAAAAGAGGAUGUAGUUGUAACCAAGGACACUAAAAGACGUGAAAAUGGCACCAGCCUUGACAGCAAGCGCCUCAGGAAGGACAAAAGGGGAGACGCUGAAGGGGAGAAGUUCCCCAUGGGCGACGUUAUCCCACACAGUCCUGUUAUAAAGAUCUCCUACAGCACUCCACAGGGCAAGGGCGAGGUCAUGAAGAUCCCUGCCAGAGUCCACGGUUCAGUCAAGCCAUUCUGCCCCAAACAGCUCGUGCAGAAUGGUGUGGGAGAAAAUGGCAAGACACCUUCUGAUCCCACCAAGGAGCAACGGCACAUUUUAGAUGCCACAAGGUCUGGCCUCACCGUGUCCAUUCCCAAACUCAAACUCACCAGGCCUUUUACAACAGUGGGUCAGGACUUGCCUUCUCCAAAGAUCCAUUUGAGACCCCCUCAGAGGGAGAGUGAGGAGAGUAUGGUCGAGUAUGAGGCAGAACUUGUAGGAGGCACCAGGAGACGAAGCCCCAGGGUGCCUGGUCCCUGCCUCCCGCACUCUGAAGACUCAGGGGAAGGUAAAAACUCUCUGGAGUUGUGGUCGGGGAGUUCGGGAGAGGAGGCAGAGCGCAGCCACAGCGACCUUACACUUCUCAUCAAUUUCCGUAAGCGCAAAGCAGAUUCUUCUAGCCUGUCUGUCUGCAGCAGCGACAGUCUAGAUGAGUCCAAGUCCUUCAGCUCUGACGGCACCUCACCAGAGCUGUGCGAUCUGGCCCCAGGUGAAGACCUGUCCGUAACCUCAUCUUCUGUACCCUCACGGGAAGACUGCAAGACAGUGCCGCCGCUCACGGUUCGGCUUCAUACCCGCAGCAUGACAAAGUGCGUUACAGAAGAGGGUCACGCUGUGGCGGUGGGUGACAUUGUGUGGGGGAAGAUUCACGGCUUCCCUUGGUGGCCGGCGCGUGUGCUCAGCAUCAGCGGCACCCGCAAACAGGAGACGGCCAGUUGCGAGGCCCAGUGGCCCCAGGCGAAGGUGGCGUGGUUCGGUUCGCCCACCACCUCCCAGCUCUCCGUUGCCAAAUUGUCGCCCUUCAGGGAGCUCUUCAGGUCCCGCUUCAACCGCAAGAAGAAAGGGAUGUACCGGAGAGCCAUCCUGGAGGCAGCCAAGGCUGUGGGCCACAUGGGCCCAGAGAUUACAUCGCUGCUUACCCACUGUGACACAGGCUGAGGACUGAAGAAAGGUCUCCGAGGUUUUUCUGAAUUCUCAGACUGUGUCAUCAAGACCCAGGAGGGAGUACGUGCGGUUGCCACGGCUACUAUUUAUACGCCGUUUUUGUUUUGUUUUGUUUUGUUUUGUUUUUCUUUUUCACAUGGCUGGUUGAAAAAUGGCCGCCAAGGUGGAGUGUCGUUGAGACUGGAUAAGGGAGCAAAAAAAAGACCAGGCAUCUCAUGGUCUACUAUGAACUAAACUAUUCCUCCUUUUUUAUUUUCUAGAUUUAAUCAUAUUUCAAUAGAGUCGAAUAACGACACUACAAGGACACAAAUGUAUUUAUUAUCUGUAACGGUUCAUUAUGAUCCACCCUUCUACUACAGUCUUGCAAAAAGAAAACCUCCCAGUCUGCUGCUGUCAUUAUCGUGGUCCUCGCCGCUGAUGUGUUUGCUGCGAGGUUCAGUCGGAGGAAGCCAGUGGCAUCUUCAAAGGCACCCCCCACCCCUCAUCCUCCCGGACACGAGCCGUUUGACCACGGUUUAAAAAGUCUUACCCCAAAUCCUCUUCUGAAAAUGUGAACGGCUCCAUCCAGAGACAGUAGUGAGUGUUCCAGCUCUUCUAGCGAUCAGUGUUCCAUCCUCGUAGCCUUCUGCGACAUUAGUUGGAUUUGUGGAUGUAUUUAUACUGAACUCUAUUCCUCUCCAGAAUCAUGUUGUGUCUCUCUUCCAUUUCAUUUUUAACUUUUAGGAGUGUCAUGUCAGCGAACUUUCCCUCCUUCCCUCCAACUCUUCUUUUUCCUGAGAACCAUUUUUACAUCACUUUAAUUAUUUAAAGCGUCACGUUUAAGAAAAAAAAGCACUUUAUCUGUACCUUGGUGGCCUGCUGUAUGCUCACUGUCUAAAACACUUAUGGCGAGAUACAGCCCUGAUAGGCAGCAGGGGAGUUCAGAAGUCUUUGUGGUUGACUAUCCAUGGCCUUGGAGAUACAAAAAAAAAAAUCUUUUUUUAUUUUAUUUUAUUGUAUGAUUUUUGGGGACACCAGACACGGAUGGUUGUGUACACUGUAUUCUCGCAUUUGACUUAGGUGCGUUUCUCUCUCAGCUUAUCUGCCACACUCACACUCACACACACACACACACACACACACACACACUACAAAAAUCCAAACCUUUCCACUGGAGAAACAUGGGUGAACAAAUGUGUCAAAGCCCCCUAUGCAUUAUCAGUUAAAGCUUUACGAGUGACUUUGGGAGAGAAAAAAAAAAUAACAUGCUGUAAGAAUACUGUGAAUUCAACUGCUGAGCGUGCUGAAGAAAAGCUUGCUACUAGUCAGAGCCUGCAGUUAUUAAGUCAUCUGGCUAAAGCAGACUGCAACACUGACCUUUAGUGACCUUUGUGUUGAAAGCGGCACUGUUGGAACUGGGGGGGAGGGCGGGGGCAGCUAAGGCAAGAGACCACGGCUGUCGAGCACAGCUCGGUCCAUAUGAAAAACGUACCGAAGAUUGCACACAGUCACGCUCAGCCAACCAGCCCGUCUCCCUUCCGCCUGUCUGGGAACACUUUGUCCAGAUUAUGGCUGAAAACUAGCUCCCUGGUUGUCAAUGAGAGAAGUGCAUUUGUUAGGGGAGCAGGUAUAAUGUACUUCUCCCAUUCUGAUAAUCAGCGGUUUGACUGUUUGCCGUCAAGCUCGGCUAGUUUCCAGGCAGCCUUACAAGACGAGGAGGAGUGGGAGAGUCUAAAUGUUCUGUAUGCCUGAGAGGGUCGUCAGGAUUUUCCCAUGUGUGAGCAACAUGGCUAUCUACUGUUGCCCACGUUGGUCAAUGUUAUUGGCUACUUUUUUUGUUUUCUUUUUUACAUGUACUGUACAUAAAAUAAAAUAUAAAGCAAUA
Messenger RNA from Epinephelus fuscoguttatus (brown-marbled grouper), 3993 nucleotides. It is a transcript of the gene pwwp2b, whose product is annotated as PWWP domain containing 2B. Bases 252 to 2123 code for a protein of 623 amino acids. Gene Ontology annotation, cellular component: nucleoplasm; nucleus. Lineage: Eukaryota; Metazoa; Chordata; Actinopteri; Perciformes; Serranidae. The record is from RefSeq and is a predicted model, not a curated record. The transcript has 3 exons.